Fusarium proliferatum ET1 is the source of this 1500-nucleotide messenger RNA. Its product is annotated as putative fusarubin cluster-oxidoreductase. NCBI's taxonomy places the organism in Eukaryota, Fungi, Ascomycota, Sordariomycetes, Hypocreales, Nectriaceae. Gene Ontology annotation, biological process: amino acid catabolic process. Gene Ontology annotation, molecular function: polyamine oxidase activity; L-amino-acid oxidase activity. The transcript is spliced from 2 exons. Bases 1 to 1500 code for a protein of 499 amino acids. The record is from RefSeq and is a predicted model, not a curated record.
AUGGUUAAAUUUAGCCAUCAGUUUUGGAGCGCCUCGGUUCUCCUGCUGCCAUGCUUGAGCAGCGUACAUGGCAGUAGGUUACCACCAGAGGAUCGCCAACAAACAGGGUCCUGUGUCGACAAGCCGCAGAUGCAAGAUUUUGACUCAAUCGGAGCUUGGUUUGAUGAUGUCGCAACUCUCAACUGUACCUCCAUCUCCAAAGCUCCCAAUGCCUCCAUCGCCAUUGUGGGCGGUGGUGUUUCUGGGCUCACCACCGCUCUCAUGCUGGAUAGCAUAGGUCUUCAUAAUUGGGAGAUCGUUGAAGCCAGUGAUAGAGUGGGUGGACGCUUCAGAACCAAGUUUGUCGGUGGUACACAGGAGUUUGCUGAGAUGGGCCCGAUGAGAUUGCCGUAUGCAGUUACGUACAAGAGUGAUAACUCGACACAUGAGUAUACGGAGCAUCGGUUGACAUUCCAAUUGGCAGAGACUCUCAACUCGAUGAAUGGGAAUGACUCAAAGUGGAAAGUUGACUUUAUCCCUUGGAUUCAACACCAUCCUAAUGAGCUUAUUGCUUGGGGAACCGGUCGACAUCCCGAUGGCAGCAUCCCAACAAGAGCAGACAUUCUGGCAAACUCAAGCCUCGCGAAACCACCAGCCAUGGUAUCAGCCGCUUACAACGAAACAAAGCACCGCAUGAAUGAGAUCCUCAAAAACGAAACCAUGCUCAAAGCAAUCCAAGCCGACGUCUGGCGCUCGCACAAGCUCGUCAUGGGCCAGGGCUACGACGACUGGAGCGAGCAAUGCAUGAUGAGGGAAGCUUUCCACGCCAGUGAGAAUGUAACCGAUGCUAUCUGGACUGCGACAGAUUAUGAUGUCUUCUGGGAUGAAAUGGUGCACAACUCAAAUCUCGCGUUAGAUGGAACAAAAGACUCGCUGGGCGAGACGGAGUGGAAGUGCGUUGACGGAGGCUUCAAUCGACUCACUGAUGCUUUUAUCCCUCACAUUUCCGACCGGUUGGUUCUCAAUCGCAAGAUCAGAAAGCUCGAACCAGUCAAGAGCAAAUAUGGCCAAGCUCGAACAAGACUCUCAUGGUACCCCAGCGUCAAGAACCGAACGUUUGAGUCCAAGGACUAUGACUACACCAUCAUGGCCGUUCCCUUCACGAUGACCCGCUUCAUGGACCUCCCCUCAUACUCAUCCGUCCUCGGCCGCGCAAUCAGCGAAGCAGGCCUACGCUUCAAAUCCGCCUGCAAAGUCUCCCUCCUCUUCUCCGAACGUUUCUGGGAGAAGGGCGAGCGCCCUAUCUUUGGGGGAUACUCUAUUCCUGAGAGUAGAUCCGUCGGCGCCUUAUACUAUCCUGUGUACGGAUUGAACGAGUCCCGACCUGGGCUGAUUACACACUACCGUGGUGGAGAUUGGAGUGAUCGCUACGUCAGCUUCUCGGAUGAAGAGCACGUCCAAACAGUCCUCGACGCAAUCGGGUACUAUUCAGCUGCUACUAGAGCUUGGGAUGGUGGAUGA